AUGGAAGAGGAGAGAGAUGAAGGCAGGAUGGAAGAGUUGCGAGAAGAGGGACGAGAAGAGGGUAGAAUGGAAGAGGGACGAGAUGAGGGCAGGAUGGAAGAAGAGCGAGAUGAGGGCAGGAUGGAAGAGGAGCGAGAAGAGGGUAGAAUGGAAGAGGGACGAGAUGAGGGCAGGAUGGAAGAGGGGCGAGAUGAGGGCAGGAUGGAAGAGGGGCGAGAUGAGGGCAGGAUGGAAGAGGAGAGAGAUGAGGGCAGGAUGGAAUAG
Procambarus clarkii (red swamp crayfish) is the source of this 264-nucleotide messenger RNA. Its product is annotated as antho-RFamide neuropeptides-like. The record is from RefSeq and is a predicted model, not a curated record. Lineage: Eukaryota; Metazoa; Arthropoda; Malacostraca; Decapoda; Cambaridae.